Messenger RNA from Laetiporus sulphureus 93-53, 3733 nucleotides. RefSeq lists its product as uncharacterized. Gene Ontology annotation, biological process: nuclear division. Gene Ontology annotation, cellular component: nucleus; cytoplasm. Gene Ontology annotation, molecular function: mRNA binding. The transcript has 10 exons. The record is from RefSeq and is a predicted model, not a curated record. Bases 238 to 3261 code for a protein of 1007 amino acids. Lineage: Eukaryota; Fungi; Basidiomycota; Agaricomycetes; Polyporales; Laetiporaceae.
CCGAUAUUCUGCAUUUUCUUUCGUGCCUCCUAUACUACGCCGUAUAUCUUGGUCGGUCUCUCUUGUUUCUUCGACGACCAGCCUCCUUCGUCUCUUUCGCGAGGCUGCGCGGGCAUUCCCCGAUACCACUUUGUCCAUACCCCUCCCAGAUCAUCCCCAUACCCUCCCUGUUUUCCUAUCUCCCGCCCCUCACGCACACUCUGUAUUUUUCAGUGAAUCUACCCAACCACAAGGACAAUGGAAAUCUACACCACAUCGUUUACUUAUCCCCGCCGAGUGCGACCCGCUCAUUCCCCCGCUUCGUCUUUCGACUUCCCCACCGCCCAAGAGCUCAGACGCGCCGAGUCGUACCCGCAUCUUCCACAAUACGCCAACAAUCAUAAUCUUUCCGAUCCUCAAGGGACUGUGUCCCCUUCCGACUAUGACGCUGUUCAGAAGCUCUCGCUCAUGACCAUGGGGCUCCAUGGCGUCCACGUUUCCUUUUCUGCCGUUGACCAAGGCAGGGCCUGGAACUUCCAGAUUUCUGGCCCUUACCAGCAAGUCAUGCUUGCCAGAGGCCUCAUUCUCAAAGAAUGCCCAGUUCAAAAUCGUGCAACCAUCAAAGUGGCGCGCUCGGAGAUCCUCGACUCCCCCUCGUCCAAGCCAAGUUUGAAGCCUGAAGUCCGAAAACGCCUGGAUGAUAUCGCAUCUCACACGUUGGCGCAUAUCGCAGUGGUGAACAGUCCCUUGGCGCUGUCGACGCGUACAUUGCCCGAUGGCAUCAGUAAUAGUGCCGGAUGGUCUGGACUUGAGACGGAGCGUGUAUGCGAGCUGGUGAUCACGGGCACAGGAGAUUCUGUAGAUCUUGCCCGCGUUCGGUUGUUGGUUAUGUUGGAUGAACUGAGCGGUCUCCAUGCCGAAGCUUGUGAGAUCGAUCGCACCCUGCAUGCUGUGGUUGCGGGCAGGAAACGUGCCGUUUUGCAGUCUAUUCAGGAGGAGACGGCGACGAACAUCUACUUCCCGUCUCCUCUUCAGGGCGUGAUUGGCCCGGACUACAGCCAGACUCCUGUCAACGCAUCUCCCUCAGCGCAGCUGAGCAAGCUGAAUGCAAACACACUCUGGAUAACUGGGGAGUUCUUUGGUGUCCAGCGUGCGCGCGACAUGCUGUUUCAGGUGUCAAUGAACAAGAGUAAACAGAUCCUGUCUAGGGACAGCGCACUCCUACCUCGCAAGAUGGACUGGAUGGUCACUGAACGUGCGGAUGAUCUGAAGGCGCUCAUGCACGACAACGCCACAUUCAUCCAAUUCCCUCCCGUUGGCAGUUCUACAAGCCUGCUCACCGUGUACGGGGAUCACAGGGUGAAUAUUCAAAGAACAAUCCGUUCGAUCAUGCAGCUGGCUUGCCAAUUCUACGUUGCCUCGUUGUGGCUUCUUCCCGCUCAGUUCAACGUCUUGAUGCCCUCUGCCAGCUUGAACCCUACUCAAGUGACGGCGAUUUUGAAGCAGAUAUCGUUCGCUUCGGGUGCAGAGGUGGUCUUCAAGGGUAUGUGUUUCGAGAUGCACGGCCUUGAGCAUGAGGUUCGUGCCGCGAUCUCGAUGUUGUUGGACCUCGAAAUCGUAAAGCAAUUCCAUCAUGAGAUCCGCUUCCAGAUCGAGCUUGCGAAUGAGCAUAGGGAGUUCAUCAGCGGUAAGAAGAAUGGCAAGAUCAACAAAAUCAUGCAGACCACCAACGUCAAGAUCAAGUUCGAGACGUUCAAUGAGCACAACUUCCUCAUCGACAUUUCUGGAAACGACCUGUCUGUCUUGCAAGGUCUAACACUCCUCCAGGAAGAGCUGCCUGCGGAGAUUUCGUUCCACGUGCCCGAAUCCUAUCACAAGCGAAUCAUUGGUGUGGGUGGUCGUAGCAUUCAGCGCAUCAUGAAGAAGUACGGUGUAUACGUUAAGUUCUCGAACGCGGAGGAGUUUGCGGCCAUGGGUGGUUACAAUGACAAUGAGGACAAUGUCAUUGCGAGGACCCCGGCGAAGAACGCGAUGAACCUGGAGAACCUGAAGCAGUCUGUGAUGGAGCUCGUCAACCCGAAGGACAAGGACUACAUGAACGAGACGGUCUCUAUCCCAAGAAAGUAUCACCGCAUCCUCCUCGGCGAGAAGAGUAUCUUCAUUCAUGACAUUGAGGCAAAGACGAACUCGUCCGUGCGCUUCCCAGACAAGGAGACUGCGUCGGACCUGGUUACCAUUUUUGGGCCCGAGUCUCAAGUGCAUAUUGCCGCGACAAUGCUGCUGGACCAUGUACCUUUCGAAGCCGACAUGGCUGUACCGCCCCAUCCCGAGUUACCUCGCAUUUGCGCAUCUUCUGACUUUGUAGCGUUCACCGAGCGCGUCAAGCGUGACUCUCAAGUGAUCAUCUCUCCCAAUAUCAAGCUACCGUCUCCUGGGCUCUCUACUGAUAUAUCGUCCGAAUGUUCGUUCAAGUUCCGGUGCCAACGUAGCAACAGUGACUUCUUAGUGACCGCCCGCGAGAUGCUCGAGCAGUUCUUGAUUAGCCACAACGCGCAUGUCUAUCCCUCUGCAACAUCUAGGACACAUCAACGGACAGACUCGUUCACGGAUGCCUUUCCUCACUUCGAUAGCAAGGUUCUAUCCACGGCGAGAACCCGUCAUCAAAACUCGGCUGAUCUUGGACGCCCUUCCGAGGCUAUGAUUGAUAGGCGGCUACGACUCGCAAGCUCGUCACCGGAUGUAAAGGCGCUCUUCAACAACUCCCCAGCGCCAGCAUAUAUUUACCACCUGGAGGAGGAGGAGGACUUCGAGUCGCAGCCCAACUAUGUGCCGGGACCGUCCACCGACUACUGGACGCCAUUGCCUCCGAUUGGUUCAGGUGUUCCAGCACGGACGAGACACGGCGAGGACGCGAUCAAGCGAGGCUCCGAUCCGUUGCUAGAGUCCAAGCUCAGGGACCAAUUAACAAAGCCGCGCUCACUGACCAAUCGUGCUCAAUCCCUCGACCUCACGUAUUCGCUGACACGCAUCAGCGAGGUGCCCCGCUCUUCGGGUUUCUCCCGCCCGGACUCGCCCGAGACUGCGACCGGAGCUGGCACGGGAACAGGCGGGAGCUCCAGUCCGAUCUCUGCGACAGCCCCGUCUUUUCCGAGCGUGUACGGUCCGCCAGCCGCUGCUCGCGGUGGUGCCGCGGCCAGUUCUCCGAUGAUUCGCGCCGGGCUCGUCAUGGACCAAGAAAGCGUGGAGGAAGUUACAAGAGUGAUCUCAAAUAUUCACCUUUAAAUUCUUUUGAAUGGUCAUUGAAUCGUCGGUAACGGGACUGGCGCCUCGUCACCCGAAUCAAUCCGUCAUGCUUCAAUCUCACCCACUCGAAUUUCAUGAGACGAUCCAACCCGCCUAACAGUAAAAAGGCGGAGGUUCCAACAAGGACGGACUAGUCCGCUUGUCCUAUUUUCUAUUUGCUUCGUUCGCCUCUGUGCCUAUGCGCGUCAUUGCUCGUCCUCACGCACCUCAUCGCAUCACAUCCUGUCUACCUGCCUUGUCCGUCUCACGCUCAAUCAUACGCUACAUAUCUAUGGCAUUCUAGAGUUGUGUUCCUAACAUCUAUCUCGCUGAAUCUUUGUCGUAUUCGCUCGUCUAGUAUUUGCUUAGUGGCGCUGUCCUCAAUCGCGACGAUACAUGUAACAUACGAUGGCGUCCAAACUACGGUGGUUGGCUGGUCUUCCGUUAAAUAUUCAUAUCUUUAUCAUCACCC